Molecule: messenger RNA, 586 nt
Organism: Xenopus laevis (African clawed frog)
Lineage: Eukaryota; Metazoa; Chordata; Amphibia; Anura; Pipidae
Gene: trappc3.L
Product: trafficking protein particle complex subunit 3
Exons: 5
Coding region: 1-564 (187 amino acids)
Source: RefSeq, a predicted model, not a curated record
AUGGCGCAACUUCGAAGUUACCAGAGGCAACUUUUCGCCGCCCUGGUAACUGGCCGCUCUGUGCCGCCUGAGGCAAGAUUCUCACCAGGUGGCAACUCCAAACCCUACUCAUGGCUGGAGCGGCCCUGGCUGUGUGUGUGUGUGAACUCUGAGCUCUUCACUCUGACAUAUGGUGCUCUCGUCACCCAGCUGUGUAAAGACUAUGAAAAUGAUGAAGAUGUCAACAAGCAGCUGGAAAAAAUGGGAUACAACAUAGGUGUGAGACUCAUAGAAGAUUUUUUGGCACGGUCAAGUAUUGGGAGGUGUCAUGAUUUUCGGGAAACAGCUGAUGUUAUAGCAAAGGUGGCCUUUAAAAUGUACCUGGGGAUCACACCUACUAUCACAAACUGGAGUCCAGCAGGAGAUGAAUUCUCCCUCAUCCUCGAGAACAACCCUCUUGUAGACUUUGUUGAGUUGCCAGACAACCAUUCUACUUUGGUCUAUUCCAACCUGCUGUGCGGGGUACUGCGGGGAGCCCUAGAAAUGGCAAGUGACAACUUUUUUUUUUUUAAUACAACCAUGUAGAUUAAUCUUUUCUGUGCCUGCU